UUUACAUAAAUGAUUUAUGUGUUGUUUUUCAUAAUUUUUUAUCUAGCUCAAAAAAUGGCUACUACACAGCAAGUUCGAAAUCAGAAACAAGGACAGUGGUCAUCAAUAUUUCCAAAUGAACAAGUGACAGAGACACAAUCUACUCUUUUUGUCAAGAAAUUGUUGGCUGUUGCUGUGUCAAGUAUCAGUUAUUUGAGAGCUCUAUUUCCAGAGAAUGCAUUUGGUGACAGAUGUUUAGAAGAUGUAAACCUGAAAAUAUUACGUGAUGAUAGUGCUUGUCCUGAAGCAUGUCGUGUCAUACAAUGGAUAAGAGGUUGUUUCGAUGCAUUAGAGAAGAAAUAUCUAAGAGCUGUUUUAGUUGGAAAAGCCUCAAUUAAAUAUUUGUUUGAGCGUUUCCCAGAACGACAACAAUUCAUUUGUAACUCAUCAAGCAUGAAAACAUUAAAAAUGUUUUGUACUAUAUCAGAUAUAUAUUUUCCUCCUGCUGUUGCUAGCCAGUUAAUCUACAUUCAGAAAAAGAAAAUAUAUGAAGACCCUGAUGAUCCAGAUACAGUUAUUGAAGAAUAUUCAUUCAAGUUUUCAUACGGCAAUGGAGCUGGUUUGGAUAUUUACAGGAAUGGUGUUCAAAUUUCAACAGCAAGAUCUGAUGCAGAAACCAAGAAGGCAACAAUACGUUUACUUAGAACAAUAGUCUUACUUAGUCAAACUCUGAGUCCACUACCAGAUGAUGUAAUGAUGACAAUGAAGUUACUUUAUUAUGAUGAUGUGACUCCAGAAGAUUACAAUCCACCUGGUUUUAAGGAUUGUAGUCUUGAUAAUUUCAACUUUAAAGAUGAACCAAUGAAUAUUAAAGUAGGAGAUGUUUCCACUCAAUACCAUUCCUUUAAACUUCGAAUCAAAACAUCUCAUCAUGACCUACAAGUAGCUGAUGAAAAUGACACUGUUGUGCCUGAGCCAGAAGAACAAUAUGAAGAUGGAAACAAAACUAGUUUAUACCUAGACACCAAUGAUGAUGAGAAGCCACCAAAUGCUGUGCAUCAAUUAAGUACAAGACAAUCAACACCUGCAUCAUCUUUAGUUCAAGAUGAAAAUAUUGUUCAGGAAGUCAAAUGUCCUUGUGGUGUAAAUGAGGAUGAUGGAUUAAUGAUACUUUGUGCUUCUUGUAAUACAUGGCAACAUGCUACAUGCUUUGCGAUUUUAAAGCCAGAUGAAGCUCCUGAUACUCAUUAUUGUGUUGAUUGCUCAAAGAACAAUGGCUUUAACUGCACUGAUCAGCGACUUAAGGAUAUAGAUCAAGUGUCAAGUUUAAAGGCUGUUUGUUUAUGGCGCAGAACAUUAGUGGCAAGUCUUGAAACCACAAGAAUUCUAGCUCCUAAUCUUUCAAAAAGACUUGGUGUUCCAAUAGCUAUGGCAACAUCAUUGUUGAAGCGUCUUGAAGAUGAAGGUUUUGUUACUGAUGGUGGCAAAGGAAAACGUUUUGGUAAGCUUGUUCAAAAGAAUGAAAUAACUGAACUUGGAUUUACAAAAUAUUUUCACAUUAAUGAAAACAAGAAUAGAAAUGAGGAUAUUGAAAUGAUGACCGAAAGAGCAUCUGAUCUCGUCAUUACUUCUAAGCAAGUUUUGUCAGUGGCGAAUAAUAACCAAAUUGUUAUUACUGGCAGUAAAAGAAAACAUGCUGUGGAGGAAGCUGUUUCUUUUAAAAACAAGGAUUUGCGUUUUGAAAUUUCAAAUAGUCAAACAAGCCCGAUUUCACAGCAAGAGUUUUCUGCUAAAAAAAAACGAAAGGCAAGCGUUUCCGCUGAGGCUAUGUGUGUUUAAAAAAAUGUGUAUAUAGAAAAUAUUGUGUUUCUAAUUUUUUUAGUAUAAUAAUACUAUAAAUAUAUAUGGGGGAGGGGGAUGUUCUGCAUUAGCUGUUCAUAAUUCCUUUAGUAUUGUUUAAUUGCGAAUUAAACAUUAGUAUUGAAACUAAUAUUAUUAAAUUCAAAUUUGUAUUUUUAUUUAAACAAACCCACCUUUCUCGCUCAAUUAAAUCUAUUACAAUCAUUUUUUUAUGAACUUGUAAAUGGUGCGUUAGAUUUUUAUUUAACUAUUUUAUUUUUAUUCGACGCAAAACAAAGAAAGGUGGUCUUUACACAAGUUCAUUUUUUUUCUGCUUCUCGUAGUUAAUAAAGAAAAACACGUUCAGCGAGUAUUUUUGUGACGCCUUUGUAUGAUGUAAAGAAUACGUUUUGGUUUCUCUCGUUAAAGAAACUAAAACGUUAAAAUAAAAAUACCCUUCUUUUUAUUUGUGCUUUUGUUUAUUAAAUCAAACUUGUUUCUUUUUUCUUUUUAUCUGUUUAUUGUUUUAGCUCUAUUUCUAUUGAUAAAUUUUAGCUUAUUUGUUAAAUUUAUGCAUUAAUUAUUUUUAUGAAUUGUUGAAUUUAUAUAAAUUAUUUUUUGAACGUAAAUUGUUUAAUUUAAAAUUGUAAAUUUGUGUUUUGGU
Hydra vulgaris (swiftwater hydra) is the source of this 2482-nucleotide messenger RNA. The record is from RefSeq and is a predicted model, not a curated record. NCBI's taxonomy places the organism in Eukaryota, Metazoa, Cnidaria, Hydrozoa, Anthoathecata, Hydridae.